AUGGUUGAUGUGCCUCGUAAUUUCCGACUUCUCGAAGAACUCGAGGAUGGACAAAAAGGCAAAGGAGAUGGGAAUAUUUCGUGGGGUCUUGAGGAUGAUUCCGAUAUGACUCUUUCGAGGUGGACCGGCACUAUUAUUGGGCCGAGCAGGACUCCAUUUGAAUCUCGUAUUUACAACUUGCGAAUCGAAUGCGGACCAAAUUACCCAAAGGAUCCACCAACGGUGCGAUUCACCACGAAAAUUCACAUGAAUGGCGUCAGUCAGUCGAAUGGAGUUAUCGAUCGCCGGCAAUUGAACUCGUUGCGCAGCUGGAAUCAAAAUUUGUACAUCAAGAGUGUGCUUGAGGAUAUUCGCAAAAACAUGAUGACAGCCAAGGAAAACAUGAAGCUUGCUCAACCGCCAGAGGGUGCCACCUAU
This is a messenger RNA of Mesorhabditis belari, 417 nucleotides long. Lineage: Eukaryota; Metazoa; Nematoda; Chromadorea; Rhabditida; Rhabditidae. The record is from the annotation of a GenBank genome assembly.